AUGGGUGAGGAGGCGGUGGGGCCGCCUCAGCUCGACUCGUGCAGUUACUGUCCAGACACGGCUGUUUCAGUAGCCAUUUUCAUACGGGAGUCAGACAUGAGGAGGCAUCAACCUGCCACCAUUGUGAAGCCAGCGUUGUCGAUGACGCAUUCCUCCCAUGAUUGCUCAGCAUGUGAGGUGGAGGCGUCGACUAGGCGUGCUACAGAACGAGAACGCUACUCUCGAUAA
Pieris macdunnoughi is the source of this 228-nucleotide messenger RNA. The record is from the annotation of a GenBank genome assembly. Lineage: Eukaryota; Metazoa; Arthropoda; Insecta; Lepidoptera; Pieridae.